AUGACGUCAAUAAUCAAAUUAGAGGCUUUAUCAGGUGUGCAAGAUGAUGGACCAUUAUGCUACCUUUUACAAGUUGAUCAGGUUUAUUUUUUAUUAGACUGUGGUUGGGAUGAACGAUUUGAUAUGGCAUAUAUAGAGGCUGUCAAGAGACGCGUUCCUCUUAUUAACGCCGUAUUAUUAUCAUAUGCUGAUAUACCACAUCUCGGUGCUUUACCUUAUCUUGUCCGAAAAUGUGGUCUAAAUUGUCCAAUUUAUGCAACGGUUCCUGUAUAUAAGAUGGGGCAAAUGUUUCUGUAUGAUUGGGUUAAUAACCAUACUAGUGUCGAAGAUUUCAACUUGUUCAAUUUGGACGAUAUUGAUGCAGCGUUUGAACGAGUGCAACAAGUGAAAUAUAGUCAGACGAUUUUAUUGAAAGGCGAUAAUGGUCUGCAAAUAACGCCUUUACCUGCUGGACAUAUGAUUGGCGGUGCAAUAUGGCGGAUCACAAAGAUGGGUGAUGAAGAAAUUGUGUAUGCAGUUGAUUUUAAUCAUAGAAAGGAACGGCAUUUGAAUGGUUGCACAUUUGAAGGUAUUGGAAGACCAAAUCUACUGAUCACCGAUAGUUUCAACGCGCUGUACAAUCAACCACGUAGGAAGCAACGGGAUGAACAGUUGGUAACUAGACUUCUGGGUACCGUGAGAGAUGGUGGUGAUGUGAUGAUUGUAAUCGAUACGGCAGGAAGAGUAUUGGAAAUAGCGCAUUUGCUUGAUCAGUUAUGGCAUAACGCGGAGGCUGGUUUGAUGACAUAUAAUUUGGUUAUGCUAAGCCAUGUUGCCUCGUCGGUGGUUGAGUUCGCGAAAUCACAAGUGGAGUGGAUGUCUGAUAAGGUCCUAAAGUCCUUUGAAGUUGGCCGUUACAAUCCAUUCCAAUUUCGACAUGUGCAGCUUUGUCACACUCACAUAGAUUUGAUGCGAGUACGAAGUCCAAAGGUAGUACUUGUCAGUGGAUUGGAUAUGGAAAGUGGUUUUUCCAGAGAGUUGUUUUUAGAGUGGUGUACAGAUAUAAAAAAUUCUGUUAUUGUUACUGGACGUUCUGGCGAUCGCACCCUCGGUGCGCGAUUAAUACGAAUGGCUGAACAAGCAGCAGAAAAUCCUAACGGUACCAUAAAUCGUAAUUUAACCUUAGAAGUCAAACGAAGAAUCCGUUUAGACGGUGUUGAGUUGGAAAAUUAUCGAGCCAAAAAGCGAGCGGAAGAACGUGAAGCAACUCGAAUUAGAUUGGAAGCAUCACGACGAAAUGCUAGACUGGAACAAGCCGAUUCAUCUGACGAUAGUGAUGAUGAUGCCGUCAUGGUUGUUCCUGCUACAACUUCUGGCAUACUAAAUGGUAAAAUGACCAAUUCGAAGCGUAAUAUUGCGUCAUCGUUUAGCGCUUCUACGACGACUUCUACAACUGCAGAUCUGUCAGCAGCUCAAAUAGCAGAACAGAGAUCUCACGAUAUAAUGUGGAAAUGGGAACAGCAACAGAAAUCAUCCUUUUUUAAACAAAGCAAAAAAUCAUUUCCUAUGUUUCCAUAUAUUGAAGAGAAGACUCGGUGGGAUGACUAUGGUGAAAUCAUACGCCCCGAGGAAUACAUGAUCGUGGAUACACCUGUAGUACCACAAAUACCACCUGAACAUAAGGAUGGUACUGACAGUACUUUUGAUGGACAAGUGGUACCGCUUUAUGAGGAACGGGAAUGGCCAUCAAAAUGUAUCAGUCAAAUUAUGAAAAUGGAGGUGCUUUGCAAAGUGGAUUUCAUUGAUUUCGAAGGACGUAGCGAUGGCGAAUCGGCGAAAAAAAUUCUAUCACAAAUAAAACCAAAGCAACUAAUAAUUGUUCAUGGUUCAUCAGCAGCUACUCGACAUCUUGCGCAAUAUGCUCAGCAAAAUGGCAUUGUUCAAGGUAAAAUAUUCACACCGCGAUUGGGCGAAAUCGUUGAUGCAACGAUCGAAUCACACAUCUAUCAAGUAACAUUAAGUGAUGCCGUUAUGUCAUCCUUGAUCUUCCAAACGGUGAAAGAUGCCGAGUUGAGUUGGUUAGAUGCUCGAAUAGUAAGGAGGAAAACGGUAACACCAGGGCAGACACGAAAUACAGCUGAGGAGAAUUUAGAAACAAAUGGAAAUAAGGAAGAGGAAGUAGAAGAAAUGGAACAAGAUGACAGUGAUCAAGUCGAAGGUAAACGGUUGAGCAAUUUGAAGGUUGCAGCUGCGGAUACAUUUUGUCUAGAACCAAUGCUUUCUGCUAAUAUUCCUCCGCAUCAGGCAGUAUUCGUUAAUGAUCCAAAACUUUCUGAUAUGAAACAGUUAUUAGCUUCGAAUGGUUUUCGAGCGGAAUUCAGUUCUGGUGUAUUAUAUAUAAACAACAUUGCAAGCAUUCGACGUAAUGAAGCCGGCCGCUUUCACGUGGAAGGUUGCGCAUGUGAAGAUUAUUACAAAAUAAGAGAUAUUGUUUAUGCACAAUUUGCAGUUGUAUAG
Molecule: messenger RNA, 2496 nt
Organism: Brugia malayi
Lineage: Eukaryota; Metazoa; Nematoda; Chromadorea; Rhabditida; Onchocercidae
Gene: Bma-cpsf-2
Product: cleavage and polyadenylation specificity factor, putative
Exons: 15
Coding region: 1-2496 (831 amino acids)
Biological process (GO): mRNA 3'-end processing by stem-loop binding and cleavage
Cellular component (GO): mRNA cleavage and polyadenylation specificity factor complex
Molecular function (GO): RNA binding
Source: RefSeq, a predicted model, not a curated record